AUGAAAUAGAGCAUCGAUCCUAGUGAAAGCGAAAAUCAGACUACCUAACUUUGUUUGAUUUACUCUCCGGAACCACAAAAUAAGACAUUGCUUAGUCCUAAGGAUUUUAGAAUUAGGAAACCUGCUCCAUUGGUCUUGAAACCCAUGUUAUGCGAUCAAUAAGAGGACUCAUAAAAGGCAGUGGGAUGUGAAUACAAUUUCAAAGAUUUGAGAUUGGGGAAGAAGAUUGGCAGUGGGGCAUUUGGAGAUGUGUUUGUAGGAUUCAUCUAAGGUAAAUUUAUUGCAGUGAAAUAAAUGGAUGGAAAAUAGUUAAUAGAAUCAGUGGAUAAUGAGAUUAUAAUCUUGUCCAAAUUGACACAUAAGAACAUCGUAUAAUAUUAUGGCUACAUGAGAGAAGUAGGGAUGUUAAAUGUCUAUUUGGAGUAUAUGGAUGGCGGCAGUUUGUCUGAUAGACUGAAAUAGUUUGGAAAGUUCAAUGAGACAUUGAUAAGAAAAUUUACAAUUUAAAUUUUGGAUGGAUUAAUUUAUUUGCAUCGAUAGGCAGUUGUACAUAGAGAUUUGAAAUGUGGAAACAUUCUGUCGAAUUAAAGAGGAUAGAUCAAAAUAGCAGAUUUUGGAUCUUCGUCUUGGAAAGAAGCAAUCAAUUUGGUUAUUAUACAGUAAUAUCGUAGUUCUUUCAAAUGGAUGGCUCCUGAACUGCUUUUGAAAGAAAAGAAAUAUGGAAGGAGAGUCGAUGUAUGGAGUUUGGGAUGUGUUAUAAUAGAGAUGGCAACUGCAGAACAUCCAUGGCCGAACAUAAAAUCUCUAGCAUAGUUGUUAGAGGCUAUAUAGAAUUUGAAGUGUCCACCGAUACCCACUCAUCUCUCGAAAGAAUGCUAAAACUUCAUCAAAAGAUGCUGUACAUAUAAUAAAGACUAAAGACCACAUGCUGAAAUAUUAAAGGAAGAUCCUUGGAUAAAAAAAGAAAUUUGA
Messenger RNA from Paramecium tetraurelia, 972 nucleotides. RefSeq lists its product as uncharacterized. Gene Ontology annotation, molecular function: ATP binding; protein kinase activity. Lineage: Eukaryota; Ciliophora; Oligohymenophorea; Peniculida; Parameciidae. The record is from RefSeq and is a predicted model, not a curated record. Gene Ontology annotation, biological process: protein phosphorylation. The transcript has 4 exons.